Messenger RNA from Aspergillus terreus NIH2624, 201 nucleotides. RefSeq lists its product as uncharacterized. The coding region runs from base 1 to 201 and encodes 66 amino acids. The record is from RefSeq and is a predicted model, not a curated record. Lineage: Eukaryota; Fungi; Ascomycota; Eurotiomycetes; Eurotiales; Aspergillaceae. The transcript has a single exon.
AUGAUCGUGACGCGCGGAAUCUCGUUAACAAACUUCUUCGUGGCGUCGUCCGCCCUCGCCUUCCAAGUGUUCGUCCUAUAUCCCUGGCACAAACAGCUCGACGACAGCUUCGAGGCCCUGAAGAAAGAACACGUCCGCGUCCUGAAGACCCUCGACCACAUCCAGCACGGCAAGGAGAAGGCCAGUCUCGGAUCGGCUUAA